Molecule: messenger RNA, 687 nt
Organism: Leptidea sinapis
Lineage: Eukaryota; Metazoa; Arthropoda; Insecta; Lepidoptera; Pieridae
Exons: 1
Coding region: 1-687 (228 amino acids)
Source: RefSeq, a predicted model, not a curated record
AUGAUACCUUUAAAUUAUUUUUUAAAAAUAUUCUCGUUAAACUUAUGGGGCCCUGUGCAGUUAAGCAAAAUAUCUCAAUUUAUUUUUAUUUUACCCGCCAUAAUGCUUGGCUGCUUAGUGGUUACAGCACUCUAUUUAAAAAUUACGUAUUUCUAUCAUGGUCAAUUGGUAUCUAUAAAGUACACCGACGCGGUUGAAAUGUUUUUCGAUUUCUUUUUAUAUUGCGUCGAUUUGAUUUCUGUUCAUAAAUACAGGCUGAAUACUAAACAAUACUUAUAUAAUUACCAAAAGAUUGACGAAAUACUUGGCAUGAAGUGCUGUCUGCUUGUAAAGAAUAGAUUAGUUAGACUUAUUGUUGUUUUUUUUUUGGUCUGGGCAAUUAGUUCUGUGUGUGACUACGCCGGAUGGACUUUGGCUGCCGGCUGGUUAAGUGCGACAGUUUUUUCUCUAUCAUACGUGUUCUUUCUGAUAAAAAUCCUUACGAGCCUCGACUUAACAUCCCAGAUUAUGCAGAUAGAAUAUCGUCUUAGCACCAUUGCUGAUAUUGUGAGUGUCAGUUUCACUUCCCAAAAUAGUCUUGCAAAUAUUGAAAGUAAAGUAAAGUGUUUCGUUAAAUGCUAUUUAAUGCUGUUGGAUCAAACUAGCUUUGUCAACCAGGUUUAUGGAAAACGGGUGAGAUUUUUUUAA